CCCUCUUCCCCCUUCAGCUCACCUACAGCGAGGCGCCGCUCUCUCUCUCCUUCUCCCGAGCCGAUCCGAUCCGACCGUCUCUCCCGGCCCUUCAGGCUCCCGCUAAAGUCUGACUCCACCUGGGGACUCGCACAGAGCUGCUGAGAUGGCAAUGAAGGACAUUCUGAAAGCUGAUGACAUCCAGAAGGCCCUGGAUGCAUUCAAAGCUGCAGACUCCUUUGAUCAUAAGAGGUUCUUUGCCAUGGUGGGUCUUAAGACCAAGCCCGACGACGAUGUGAAGAAGGUCUUUCUACUUCUGGAUGUGGAUAACAGCGGAUUCAUCGAGGAGGAGGAGCUUAAGUUUGUGCUGAAGGGAUUUGCCACGGAUGGACGCGACCUGACUGAUAAGGAAACGAAAACCUUUUUAGAAGCAGCAGACAAGGAUGGAGAUGGCAAAAUUGGGAUGGAAGAGUUUAUUGCCUUGGUGCGCGAGUGAUAGACACACCCCAGACUAAGUAGAGCUCCGCCCCUCUCCCCAACCUUGCACAGUCGUCCCUUACUGACCCACCCCCCG
This is a messenger RNA of Megalops cyprinoides (Indo-Pacific tarpon), 553 nucleotides long. It is a transcript of the gene pvalb6, whose product is annotated as parvalbumin 6. The record is from RefSeq and is a predicted model, not a curated record. The coding region runs from base 146 to 475 and encodes 109 amino acids. The transcript has 5 exons. Gene Ontology annotation, cellular component: cytoplasm; nucleus. NCBI's taxonomy places the organism in Eukaryota, Metazoa, Chordata, Actinopteri, Elopiformes, Megalopidae. Gene Ontology annotation, molecular function: calcium ion binding.